CUGAAUUAAGAAAAAUAAAACAUAUGUGUAGGAGGGAUAAGUAGACAAAUCUUUCAAUACUUAAAAAAAAUUCUAAAAUAAAGGAGUCCAAAUUUUAGUGUAAAUAAAAAUGUAUUACAAGCAAACAAUGUAACAUUUCAAGACUUUAGUGCCAUUGAUUAUACGGAAUGCAGAAAUUUCAGGUAUCAUUCAUCGGGCUGAGCACACUCUUCGGGAGGACGUCCUCGCUGCUGCUCAAACAAUCCCCUUUCAUCAAAUGCAUCAAGCUCUACGAUGAGCACAACAUCGACCCGGCUCUUGAUGUCGCAGGCUUGAACACGCAGUGCAAAGUCAAAGCAUUUUUGGGCAAAGAACAGCUUAAAACUGCACUGAAGGAUGCCCACAUCAUUGUUAUCGGCGAAGAGGCAUCAAGCGAAAACAUGAAUAUAGCAGAUCCAUUUGCGUACUCUGCGCCAAAAAUAUUAGACUACGCUAACGCGAUUGCAAGCGCAGCACCAGAAGCGAUCGUUGUUGUUGCUGCAUCGCCCGUCAAUUGCUUGCUGCCGUUAAUUACGCAGAUGCUUGUCCAUCACGGAUGCUUCAAUUGUAACAAAGUUCUCGGUGCGACCACCGUAGAUAACAUAAGGGCGAAUUCUUUGCUGGCAGCACAUCUAAAGGCGGAUGCCCGACAGGUGGUUCUUCCGGUGAUCGGUGGAUCAUCCGAAGAGACGAGAGUGCCCAUUUUCUCUCAAGCGAGGCCGAAUUCGUUCUUGCCAACGGACAUAAAAGAAAAGAUAAUAAAAGGAAUAAAAAAGGGCGAGGUGGAAGUGAGGAAGAAGAAGAAAUGUCCGGAAUCUUUGAACAAAGCGUAUGCGACGUCAAGAUUUGUCAACACGAUUAUGGCAGGGCUGAGAGGAGAACCGAACGUCACGGACAUCGCCUUAACGAAGACGACUGCAGUGCCGGGGAUCGAUUAUUUCGCCCUGCCUGUCAUGUUGGGCCGGCACGGUGUGACGCAAAGGUUCGGCAUACCCACUCUGACGAGUAUGGAACAGAAUUUGGUGAAUAAAGCCAUCUCGAGCAUGAAGAAGGACAUCGACAAGGCCGGGAUUUACUGGAGGAGGGUUGCCACUCAGCCAUUCCCGGUCUUGAAUCAACAGGUCUCACCGGCGUUCGAUCUGUCCUCGGACCUCACCAACGUCGACACGAAACCGAAGAACAUGCUCUUGCCUUAUUCUUCCUCCGGUCAAGAUGAAAAAUAUCCGAAAGACAUACUGGAGAAGAGGGCAAAGCGUGCCAAACCAGCCAUGGUGAAUCCUAUAGACAGGCUUUUCCAGAUGAAGACUCAGGAUGAAAAAGAAGACACCGCGCCAUACCCAGAAUUUCGUCUUAUGAAUAAAACCGCGGUAAGUGAACAGUGGCAAAUUCCAAACUAUUCUGAAGUACAAGAUAAAACUGAAAAUGUGGGGAAAAACGCCGGUGAAAAGAAAGACGAACCCGAUUUACAAAAGGAAAACCAUUUUUUAGUAAAACCUAAUGCUCAGGCGAAUAGUGACAACGCCAAAUCUGAAAAGCCCGUUAUAAAAAAAUCAACUUCAACGAACGUCCUGAGCACAUUGAUUAAAAAAACGGAACAGAUCAUCGCCCAAAAUAAACAGGCCAUGGAAAAUCCGCCCAAGGGGAAAAAAGAAAACCCUGAAGAGAUCGAGGAAGUCAAAAAGAAACCAUUGAAACAAAAACCAGUCGUCCAGGUCAAAAUUGAAAACGUAUUGAAAGCCAGCGAAUCAAACGUUGAAAAUAAUCGGAAAGAAAUAGACAAUAAAACCGAUCUGAAGAAAAUCAGUGAAAUCCUAGAGAAAAACAAACCGAAAAUUUCCUUGGGCUCGAAAACGACGGAAAAACUCGCCAAGCCCAAGCCGUUUUCCUUUGCCAUAGAAGAUCAUGAAAAAGAAAAGUUCACUUCGAAAAAGCAGGAAAAGUUGAUUGAGCAGGCGAAGAGGGAAACGCUAAUGGCUAUGAAAUUGCAGCGCAUUGCUGAAAAGAGAGCGUCCAACGUACAAAAGUCCGUCCUGUUUACUCGUAAAGACAACCAAAAGCGAAAACCAACCGUCUCUCCGACCAAAAUCAACACGAAUUAUCCAUUAAUGAAAGGAAAAGUUCCUGAAACUUCAGUAGUUAAACCGUCAAAGGUGGAGUCGAUGUCAACGGAAAAUGUGAAAAAACCGAUCAAACAAGAGACAAAAGAGGUUAAAAAAGAAGUCAGAAUGGAACAAGUAAAAAGUUACGAUUUGGCUGAAAUAGAACAGCCUUUAAAAGCGUACAUCGGCGAACCCUUCAAGGGAAAAGCUUUGUUUUGUAAAACCACCGUCAUCGAAGAAAAGAACCCCAACGAUUUAAAAGAUGAAGGUGCAAAAGAGAGUAAAAAUUCAUUAAAAACACCUUCUAAAUUGAGUCAAAGUGAAUCGAAAAAGGAGCUUAAGGACGACGCGACCAAAUUGGUGCCAAAACAGAUAAAAAAGCACAAGUUAAAAGUUCACGUCAAAGGAGUUAAUUCAAAAGCAGCACCAAAGCUCUUGUACCCUCCAAAACUGGCUAAAACCGCUGAAUUAGUAAAAUUUGUACCAGUUGAAAAGGCAUCAAUCGAGUCGAAGGGUGUCAAGAACCUUUUACAGAAACAAAUGAAAGUCAAUUUGCAAACGACCCUGGCCGAAGAAAACGCCACGAAGCAAGACUUGACUUCGAAAUCAGCAGAUAACAAGACCGAAGUUGAUAUGAAAUACAGGGAACGAAAGGUCGAGGAGAAAAAACAGCAGGCGGAAAGCAAAGUUCCGAAUGUCAAAGAAGAGCUCAAGCGUAAAGACGAUAAAAACAUGACCCUUUUGCAGAUACUCACUGCACAUGCGGAAAAAUCAUCGAAAGUAAAGGAAGUCCGGGUAGAAGAAGUGAAAAAAGAAUUAAAAAAAGAAGUAACAAAAGAAGUGAAAAAAGAAGCGAAAAAAGAAGAACCUCCAAAAAUGGAGGAUAUUCCAGCUGAAAUGUCCCAGGAGGACAAAAAGUCUGGUUCUUUUAAAAACUUGCUCCAAAUGUUGCCGGCAACUCGAAAGAAUUUCCUCAAACCGAAAGACAAAGUCAAACUUCUUGAAGAGGCCAAAAAGUUGGCCGAGUUGAAAGAACAGGAACUCAAAGCGAUGGCGGAAGUCCCGAAAAAAGUCAUCGUGAUCAAUCCUGUUAAUAAAAGUAUAAAAAACGAGAAAGCCGAAAGUUGUGCCGAAGCUAAUUCACAAAACGAAAAAAGCCGUUCACCGCGCAAUUCUAACAUGAAACCUAAAUUUGCCACAAUAGACGAAGAAGUCUCAACAACAGAGGACAACGAGAAAACUGAGUCCGAAAUUAGAGAAAAUGAAGCAAAGGUGCAAAGACUAAACUUUGUUCCUUCCGAAUCAGGCCAGCAAAACAAUGAAAUCUUCAAAAAGCAAGGGAAAGCUACAACCCCCUUACAACUUAUCCAAAGCCAGCAAUUAGAGAAGUCGAAGAAAAAUAAAAAGACCAAGAACUUUUCGGAAAAUACUGUAAGCGAUAGACUGCAUAGAACGUUGAAAUCGUUUUUCAGAAGGCGAACGGCUGCACAAAAACACAAUGAAAAGAAUACACUCGUAUUAAAAAAGGAACUGUUGAAGAAUAAGCAAUUGCUUUAUAAAUUUAACGCGAUGAAGACUCCCAAAAUAAAACCGAUAAAGAACACCAUAGCAUCUAAAACGAUGCUUAUAACUGAAAGCGCAGGAAGGAACCCUUAUAAGAACGUCGUUCUUACCAGAAAGUCUGAUGAAAUUCUCGACACCAAACUCUCCAAAUAUUUGACCUUAUUCCCCAACUGCUAUCACACUUUAAAGUAUGAGGAUAAAGAGUUUUCUAAAAGUUUCAAACAGGCGCUCAAAGAAAAGCUGAGAGUACCGGUCACAGUGCCGUUAGCCGAUCCUUCCAAGCAGAAAUGUAUCACUAAGCCGAAAAGAAAAAAGCAGAAAACAUUGCUUCACAUGCUGACGCAAGAAAAACGGCCCGACAAGGUUACCAUGUCGUUGAGGAAGAUCAAACUCCCGAAAGACAUAUUCGUCACCAAGAAAAAAGAAGCAUUCGUCAAAAUACCUAGAACCCUUCAUACAGGCACUUGCGCCGAUAUGGUCAAGACAAUAGGUAAAAGCGUACCCACUGAGGAGAAACCUUACGUGCCUACUGCAAGCGGCACCACGGUAGAACAAGCUGGAUAUUCGCCCCCAGUGAAAGAAAUAGACGCCCUUCCCAAUUUCAGCCUCAACGAAUACAACUGUAAAUCGAACUUCCUACCGAACCUGAAAUUUAUGAGAGAUCCUAGAUGAGGGACCUGGCUGUAUGUACACCUUUAAGGUUAUAUCCAAUCCUCUUGGAUUAAGGCAUCAAGAGGACAUUCCUUCAUUGGCUGCUUCAAAUGUACGUGCUUAAUUCAUCACAUCGAUUAACAAUAUUUUUUUUAAAUAAAUUGUCUUUUAGUGAAUGAAAAUGUUAAACU
Molecule: messenger RNA, 4522 nt
Organism: Cimex lectularius (bed bug)
Lineage: Eukaryota; Metazoa; Arthropoda; Insecta; Hemiptera; Cimicidae
Product: early endosome antigen 1-like
Exons: 5
Coding region: 168-4352 (1394 amino acids)
Biological process (GO): tricarboxylic acid cycle
Cellular component (GO): mitochondrion; cytoplasm
Molecular function (GO): L-malate dehydrogenase (NAD+) activity
Source: RefSeq, a predicted model, not a curated record